This is a messenger RNA of Tetranychus urticae (two-spotted spider mite), 6833 nucleotides long. RefSeq lists its product as uncharacterized. Gene Ontology annotation, cellular component: histone deacetylase complex; transcription regulator complex. Gene Ontology annotation, biological process: regulation of transcription by RNA polymerase II; negative regulation of DNA-templated transcription. Lineage: Eukaryota; Metazoa; Arthropoda; Arachnida; Trombidiformes; Tetranychidae. Gene Ontology annotation, molecular function: transcription corepressor activity. The record is from RefSeq and is a predicted model, not a curated record.
UUGCAAGGUGAGAGUGGUUGUGUUUGGAAGACAGAGUAAGAAUGAAUAAUGUUAAAGUCUGUUUUUUGUUAUGAAAAAAUGAAGAUGUUGUUAAUUUUCAUAAAUUGUUGUUAAAUUUGAUUGUUUUGUGUCUUAAUGGAUUUUGACAAUUUAAUGUAUUUCUUAGGUGAUGAAACUGGUAAACCCGGUUACGACAAUAUUAAUAGUGUUGUAACGAACAGUGCUAAUUGUGGAAGUGGUUCAAAUCUCUCUGGUCUACCUCCACCUACGAAUAGUUUAAGUGAUGGAACUGAUCAGCAAACAGUGAAAAAGAGGAGAAUUAAAAAUCUUGGACCACCUGUUCGGCCUCAAUGUCCAGAAUGUGGAAAAGAUUUCAGCAAUCAAAGUGCCCUCUCCAAACAUAAAUUGACGCACAGUGAUGAACGAAGAUUUGUUUGCAACCUUUGCCAAAAGGCAUUCAAACGUCAAGACCACCUUAAUGGUCAUAUGUUAACCCAUCGGGAUAAAAAACCAUUCGAAUGCGAUGUCGAAGGCUGUGAGAAGACAUACUGUGAUGCAAGAAGUUUAAGAAGACACAAGGAAAAUCAUCAUGCCGCCAUCAAUCAUAAUCAUAAUAUUAGUGUCAAUGGUGCACUUCAAUCAAAACCUGCACAAAUAGCCGCAAAUACUAUUAAACCAGGCUCUAUUUCGUUUUUAUCCUCAGCUGCAACUCAAUUACAAUUAUUGGCAUUGCAAGGGCAACCAUUAUACCAUGAAAAGAUUCUUAAUACAUUACAACCUGAUCCAAGCCAAAUUAAUCACCAGCAUCAACCGCAAGCGUCUCCACCACCACCACAACAACUACCACCGCCUCCGCUUCAUUCAUCUCAUCACCUGCAACCGAAUAUACAUUUGCAUCUUAAAGAGCGCAAUAGCUCAGUAAAAAUGGAAGUAGAUGAUGAUCCUAGACAAGUUGAUCAAGUUUUUGGGCAACCCAUACUGCGAAGAUCCAUUAAUGACCCGCAAAAUCUUUUACAUCAGCUUUUAACCCAACAACUGAAAGAACCAUCAUCUGAAAGCUCUCAUAUUUUUAAUCAACUUGCACCAACAUUAGCUAAUUUCAAUAAUCAUCUCAAUAACAACAAUCACAGUGGAAAUAUUCUCAAUAAUAAUAUUACUAAUCAGGACAGUAACAAUAGUAACAACAGCAACAACAACAACAACAACAAUAAUAAUAAUAACAAUAAUAACAAUGAUUCACAAAUAAAUGGAUGGGCUUGUGAAUGGGCUUGCAAGCUACUCGAAAGUCAAUUAAAUCAAGUUGAGUGCUCAAUUUGCCAGAAAAGAUUCAAAAAUCUACAAGCACUAAAUGGCCAUAUGCGAACUCAUGGAGGCUAUCUAAGACCACAACAGAUUAUUACUGCAAAUAACAGCAAUUCCUCGGAAUCAUUGAAGAAAGAAGACAAUGUUACAUCAGUUAUUAUGAAUGGUGCUGAAAAUAAUGUUAAUACUAAUAACGUUAACAACAUCAAUAUUAAUAACAACAAUAAAGUUUUAUUCGAGGUUUCCAUGCUUAAAAACAAGAUAAUGUCUAAACAUGCCAUUAAUAACCUCGACGUUUCACCUAAUAACAAUCACUCUGGUGGUGUCACAAAUGGUAACGACAACAAAGACGCAAAAGAGGAAGAUAUCGAUUGCACUCUUGAUCUCACCAUUAAUUUGAAGCCAACUGGAACUGUUUCCCCGAUAUCUUCAUGUUUAACAAAAGUUAUUCAAUCUUCGUCCGACAAUGGAUUAAUUGUCGAAGCUCACAAUCGAGAUACUCACACUUUUCAAAGUGAUUCAAAUCAAGAACUGGAUCAACUUCUUUCCAGUACAAGUAAAGAAGAUGAAACUAUUAAAGAAAAUUCACCCGAUGAUGAUCAUUUGGAUGCCAAUUACUACCAGAAUAUCAAUGCUCUAAAAGAGCAGUUACAACAGAAUUUGCCUCAAUUCAGGAUACCAAAUGAUGUUCCUUUUAACAAUUCGCAUGAUUCUUUGCGAAACAGAUCUCAAUUUCUUUUACCUGGUGAAAAGUCUCGUCGCCAUUCCGAUAGUGCUGCUGAAAUGAUUUACUCAUCUUCCAAUUCUCAUUACGAAAGUAAAGUUCGUUCAUGGAAUGAAUCAAAUCACGGUACUAAUGCCAAUGUUAAUGGUAAUAACAAUAAUAUCACCAAUACCACCGCCAAUCACGAUUGUUCAUUGCCUACAUCGUCAGCAACCAAUUUUAAUAAUCCUACUGAUAGUAAUUUUGAUCUCUUAAAACGGCGUCAUCAAAGGGCGACUUCAGAUCCAGGUAAUGGUGAAUUAGAUGACCAAGAUACGUCUUCACAAUCAACCGCUCAAUCAGAUCAAUUGGCUAACAAUAACAAUAAUUUGUUAACUAUCAAUGUGGCCAAAAUUUAUUCCAAUUCUAACCAUAAUCAUCAUUAUAGUAAUUAUAACAACCACCAUCACCAUCACCAUCACAGUCAUCACCAUCAAAUGCAUUCGCACUCUGUGCCAACCACACCGACGAAUCUCAAUCCUCUACUUUCGCCUGCUGUACCUCAUCAGAUAUCAAAUCCCACCAACAAUUUUAACCAAUCUUUACCAUGUACACCUACACAGACCAAUUCAUUUUCAUUUAGUCCUCACCAGGUUCAGCAAUAUCAUCAACAACAAGCAUCUUUGCCUGCAACACCAACCGAUAAUCAAAUGCAGUUCAACUUUCCAGCUCAACAAAAUUCUGUCAACUAUUCCAGUCCAUCGUAUAAUAUAUCAACCAACAAUCCAUCCAGUGUACCUACGUUUGAUUAUUCAACAUCCGAAACACCAACUACGCCCACAACUCCUGCGAUUACGUCGACGAGAUCAGCCCAACCUGGUCUUGAACCGAUUUACGAAGAAAUGAAUUAUUCUAAUAACGAAGAAACCAAUGUUAAUGAUGUCGGUUUUGUUAACUUUGAGGAUGAAUCUUUGAUUGAACAAAUGUUAACAACUCAUGAGCAAGAACAUAAUCGUCAAAAUCACCAUCACCAACAGCAACAGCAACAACAACAACAGAAACCGAAAAAUACGCAAAACGCAACCAAUUACAAUCAAGUAUCAACAGCGCAUCUUGAAUCUACUCAACAAGAAAGUGACCACAGUGAUCAACUUGUUUUAUCCAACAUCAAUAAAUCUCAAAGCUUUUUCCCUAACGAUGAUCUCGAAGCGCAAUCGUUGGAUGGUUCAUCUGUAAAUUACAGUUUAACAGCUCACCAUCACAACCAACGUGCACACCAGUUAAAUCAACACCCACAGCAAUCUUCCAACUCUUCACUUAGCCAACAUCAUCCCCACCAUCAUCCUCACCACCAUCACCACCAGCAACAGCAACACCAACAACAACAACAACAACAUCACCAUCUUUCCCAACAUCUCCAUCAAAAUCAUCAUCCACAUAUUGCACAUCAUCAUAAUCUUCAACAUUCUCACCAUCAACAUCAUCAACAACAACAUCACCAACAGCAAACCCUUGCCACAAGUCAAUUCAACAGGCAUCCCAAUCAUCACCACCAGAGUCAACAUUCUCAACAUAUUCUUCCAAGUAUUACAAUAACCAAUACUUCACCGACUGCAAACCCAAUCCAUCGGAAUAGAUCUGGUAAAGGUUUAAAUGAGCCUCGAGAAGGAAGCGAAUCAUUUGUGGAAACGCAUUAUGUGCAAAGUAACCUGUUCAAAGAGGAACGUGACGAGAAGGAAACUUGCAGUAAUAACAUACGCAACAUCAACAGUAGUAACAUCAAUUCGUCAACCAUUGGAUCAACUUCAGUCUUCAAUUCUACCUCAGGUGCAUCAUCCAGUAAGGUUGAUGAGAAUGAGUUGAUGGAAUCAAAUUCUUGUUCAAUUGUUACCUCAACCAGCAGUAAUAGCAACAACAUCCAUACUAACAAUAAUAAUCCUACUACCACUAAUAAUAAUACUAUAAAUAUUACUCAUACAACCAGUAAUACGCCAAUUUUAUCCUGUGGCACAGAUUCGCCUACACCACGUUCAACAUUGCGAAGUUCGUCUUCCAAUCUAGUCAUUAACCUUUCACCCGAAGAAGCAAAAGAUAUUGAUGAAGAUGAUGAUGAAGACGAUGAAGAUGAUGAAGAUGAUGCCGAUUCCAAUAACAAUGGUAAAGAUGAGACAAUUGGUAUUUCCUAUGAUGAAGAUGAUGACGAUGAAGAUGAUGAAGAUGAGGAUGAUGAUGUGUUCAUAAAUCCCGCGGUCAUAUCACCGGUAACAUCACCUAAAAGUAAUACAAUUAAUUUGAAGGAUAAUAAUUAUAAAAGUGUCAACAACAACUCUGCAACAAUUACGUCCACUUCAACCAAUUCAUCACAUACUUCUGUAAUCACUAAUAAAAAUAGUGUUAUCAAGGUGACCCCGGUAAAUGAGAGAUCAUCACCUAAAAGGUUAAAGCACAAACCCGAACCGUUAUACAUACCUCCACAUGUUAAUGCAUUCGGUCAAUAUGCGUCCAGAUUAAGAUCACCACGUCUUUGGGAUCCUUCCGGACUUCAUUCUUUACCUUCACAUGAUGUAAACAAAAGUUCACCUCCACCGUACACACCUCCACCCAUGCUUUCACCAUUACGAAAAGGCUCAGGACUUUACUGGGCCAUUAUUAACAACGGCAAUGUCACACCAAAAUCAGCAACCCUUGGAACCUUUAUUCAUGCGCGUAAAAGUUUAUCCUCAUCGGCUCCUUGUGAUACCAGUGCUGUUAAUUUACAAACAAAUGAUUUAAGUGUAAAUAUUAAUUCUGCUACGUCUACUUCCUCUUCAACCACUCUUAACGCAAAUUCAACAACAAACCUAAACACUUCUACGAUCUUACACAGUAAAGAGAUUUCCAUUUGUUCCAAAUCAAGCGAGCUUAUUAUUUCAUCGACACCCACCACAGCCUUUGAGCCUGAAGCUCCAUACGAUUUGGAUCUUCUUCCAUCGGAAAGUGAUAUUCAACCUCAUGUCAAUAUUGGGCCACAAUAUCAAGCCAGUAUUCCUGCUUAUAUUGGUGAUAAAGUUGAUACCUCUAAACGUUACCGUCGAGAGAGAGCUGAUCUAGUAUGGAAUCCAAUUGUUUUGGACAAAUUAAACCAACCCGAGGAUCUUGAUUAUUAUCUGGAAUUGGCCUGUUCUAGUUGUGUUCCUGGUGCAGGUCGAAAUGUUGAAUUUGCAUUACAUUUACUCUACAUGUGUAAUGGUGAUUUGGAAGAAGCAAUCACUAAAUUGUUAAACUCGGAUCCAAUCAAAUUGCGACCAGACCAUCCACUGAUAGACUAUCAAUAUCCAGAAAGUGAUGUUUGGUCACAAGAGGAAAUUAAUCAUUACUAUCAAGCUUUAAUUAAAUUUGACAAAGAUUUCCAUACUAUCGCUCACAAAGUUAAAACAAAAACUGUUAAAGAGUGUAUCCAGUUCUAUUAUUUAUGGAAAAAAAUAUGUCCCGAAGAGUACAAAAGACUGCGUAUUAUUCGCCGCCGUAAAGAGCAAGAAGGACUUUUCUAUGGUAACCAAGUUGUUACCAAAGAAGAGGAGACCGAAGAUAACGAUGUUGAUAACAAAAGUGCUGUUGAAGGGGAAAAUGGUGAUGAUGAUGCUUUAUCAAUUGAUUCACCGAUGAAUGCAUCACCUUCUUCAGUCAGUUCAACUGCAACCUCAGGGAUUACCGUCAGUGUCGGAGGUUCGAGUAAUAAAGACAAAUCUGGAAACUUUCCAUGUCGGGUUUGUGGUAAAGUUUUCUCGAAAGUUAAAUCUCGCUCUGCUCACAUGAAGGUUCAUGGAGCUGGAGCAGCCUCCAAUCCUGCUUACUCAGCAUUAACCAAAUGAACUGAAACAAAAUAAGCAAACAAAUAACAUACAUUACAUAUUACACAUACUUACAUACAUAUUGUGAUAUAUACAGGGUAUACAGCAAGUGUUUCAAUUGUUAGUUAGGAGAGAGAGAAGUGUUUAAUUAUUGUGAAUCCAUGUUUGAAUGCUGUAACCCAACAGUUUAUUGAUUAUAUGAUAUUUUACCUCCGAAAUUGAAACAUUGUGUAUGCUCUGAACACACAAAAGAAACUCUGUGUUGUCUUCUGUUGUUGUACCUUUUCUCAUCCUGAAGACUUCAUUGUUGCCUGUUUAAAUUUAACUCAAUUGUAUAUUUAAUCACCAAUGUUAAUCCAUUGACCAAUAUUUUUCUCUCUUCAUUGUUUCGUCCUCACCACAAAUAUUGUACAACAAUUGAUUCGAUAUUUUUGACUAUUAUCAUCAUCACAUUGCCUAUUUUCUGAUUUUCCAGAGAAAACUUUCUAUUUCAUUGAUCUCUUCCCAGUAAUUGACUAGUUUUAAUCAUAAUCUACUAACAAGAAAUCAAUGUUCUCGGAAGAUCUCUAUUUCUUUUCUUCCUCGCACACAUUACAACCUUACAUACCUUAACUCAUUACUCGCCCCUUCACCCAAAUCCCUAAUUGUUAUCCAAAGUGUUAAAUAAUUAAACCUCAUGAAGGUGAUGAUGAAAAAAAAGAAAUUAAAUUAUUAUUCAGUUACAUUAUACAUGUUAAUCACUUGUGUGUAAUCCAUCUUAUUUUUUAUUUUAUUCACAAUGAUAAUCACAAUUGGCCUUUUCACUGCUUCGUCUCGCACUUAUCCUUUUUUCAUCAUCAUCAUCAUCAAACCCCUUCUUGUUAAUCAUUUCAUCCAAAUUGUAAUUGAAUCUGAUUUCAACUCUGUAAGCUGCCAGUUAAUGAGAAAAAUAUAUUCAUAAAAUAUAUAUGAUAUUAAAUGUUGGCAAAUAAAGAUCAUUAAUUAUUUACAAAAAUAAA